Messenger RNA from Leptosia nina, 2652 nucleotides. The record is from the annotation of a GenBank genome assembly. NCBI's taxonomy places the organism in Eukaryota, Metazoa, Arthropoda, Insecta, Lepidoptera, Pieridae.
AUGGGUCCACCAAAGAAAAUCAAAAAGUAUGAUUCUAAAGUUGGAAGCGAAAGAUCGGGCAAAAAGAAAAAGGUCGAAGAAGAUAUAACCAUAGAUUUGGUUGAAGAUGAUAAUCCAGAAAAUACUGGAGUCCCAGUGGCCGCUAUGGCUGAUGCUGAGAAAAAUGAUCAAGUACCUGAAGAUGAAUUUGGAGCCAAGGAUUAUAGGAGUCAAAUGGAAUUAAAACCAGAUAACACAAGUCGGCCUCUUUGGGUAGCACCAAAUGGCCAUAUUUUCUUAGAGGCUUUUUCACCCGUGUACAAGCAUGCCCAUGAUUUUUUAAUAGCAAUAGCUGAACCUGUAUGCCGACCUCAACUAAUCCAUGAGUACAAAUUAACUGCAUACAGUUUAUAUGCUGCUGUGUCUGUUGGCCUACAGACAAAUGACAUUGUAGAAUAUCUACAGAGACUCAGCAAAUGUGCCGUCCCAGCUGGCAUUGUAGAAUUUAUAAAACUUUGUACACUGUCAUACGGCAAAGUUAAACUUGUUCUUAAGCAAAACAGGUAUUUAGUGGAAAGUAAACAUGUUGAAGUGCUACAAAAAUUACUUCGAGAUCCUAUAGUACAACAAUGUAGGUUACGUCGUGAUGGAGAUGAUGAACUAUUGUCAUCAGCACUGCCAAAUAAACCGGCCGCCGCGACCACAAAAACUGGAGAAGAAAAAACAGUUGCCAAUGGCAGUGUGCCUGAGGAUAUUACACAGUUUUAUCAACAAUUAGACAAAGAUGAUGAUGAUGAAGAAGCUACUGAUAUAACAGCAAAUGCACUGGUUGCUUUUGAAGUAGAUCCCGAUAAAAUUGAGGUAAUACAAAAACGUUGUAUUGAAUUAGAGUAUCCGCUAUUGGCAGAAUAUGAUUUCCGGAAUGAUGUUGUUAAUCCUGAUAUCAACAUUGACUUGAAGCCGACAGCUGUAUUGCGGCCAUACCAAGAGAAGAGUCUUAGAAAAAUGUUUGGAAAUGGAAGAGCAAGAUCAGGAGUCAUAGUCCUACCCUGCGGUGCGGGGAAAUCUUUAGUGGGCGUGACCGCGGUGUGUACGGUGCGCAAGCGCGCGCUUGUAUUGUGCAACUCUGGAGUUUCAGUUGAACAGUGGAAGCAGCAAUUCAAGUGCUGGUCCACAGCUGACGACAGCACCAUCUGCAGAUUCACAUCAGAAGCAAAAGACAAACCGAUGGGGGCAGGUAUCUUGAUAACAACUUAUUCAAUGAUAACACACGGACAACGACGGUCUUGGGAGGCAGAGCAGACGAUGAAGUGGCUGCAAGCGCAAGAGUGGGGACUCGUAGUGUUAGACGAGGUACACACCAUCCCGGCCAAGAUGUUCCGUCGUGUACUCACCAUUGUACACUCGCAUGCUAAAUUAGGUCUAACUGCAACGCUCCUUCGUGAGGACGACAAGAUUGCGGAUCUCAACUUCCUUAUCGGACCGAAACUGUACGAGGCUAACUGGCUCGAGCUGCAAGCGGCCGGGUUUAUAGCGCGUGUGCAGUGUGCUGAAGUCUGGUGCCCGAUGACCCCGGAGUUCUACCGGGAAUAUCUCGUUCAAAAGAUAAACAAAAAGAUGCUACUCUACGUAAUGAACCCGUCCAAAUUCCGAGCGUGUCAAUUCCUCGUGAAGUACCACGAGCGACGCGGCGACAAGACCAUAGUGUUCUCGGACAAUGUGUUCGCGCUGCGCCACUACGCGGUCAAGAUGAACAAGCCCUACAUCUACGGGCCCACGUCGCAGAACGAGCGGAUUCAAAUACUUCAAAACUUCAAGUUUAACCCCAAAGUGAAUACGAUUUUUGUGAGCAAGGUCGCCGAUACGAGCUUCGAUUUGCCCGAAGCGAACGUCCUUAUACAAAUAUCGUCUCACGGUGGUUCCAGAAGACAGGAAGCGCAACGUUUGGGUCGUAUAUUGAGGGCUAAAAAGGGUGCAAUAGCAGAGGAAUACAAUGCGUUCUUCUACACGCUCGUCUCACAGGACACCUUAGAAAUGGCAUACAGCAGAAAACGACAGCGGUUUCUCGUUAACCAGGGUUACAGCUACAAAGUCAUAACAGAACUAAAGGGAAUGGAUCAGGAGCCCGAUUUGAUGUACGGUUCUAGAGAAGAGCAAGGGAUGCUUUUGCAACAGGUAUUAGCGGCAUCUGAAACAGAAUGCGAAGAGGAACGCGAGAGUGGUCCGGGUGGUUCUAGUGGGGGAGGCGUAUCGCGCCGCGCGGGGGCGCUAUCGUCACUCGCCGGCGCCGACGACGCACUGUAUCUAGAACAUCGGCGCGGACAACACAACAAGCAUCCACUCUUCAAGAAUGAAUCUAAGGCCGAGAGUGGAGUACCAGAAUGGGCGAUAGUAGAAUUGCAGGGACUUGUACAAACUAAGAAGGAACAAGAAUUAGGACCGAUUACUGUAGGAGACUUGCACUUCUUUAAUAGGAAUAAACAUCCGGUCUUGGUCCUUGGGCACCACGUUCUCAAUGGAAAAGAAGUCAAAUUAGAACAACCGAUGGCCGUCAUAGAAAGAGUUGGAGAUAACGGCAGAAUGGAGUACAGGGUUAAAGCAAUUGUAAAAAAGAAAUUACUCUUCAAAUCUCGACCGAAACCCAUCAUAUCCAAUGUUUCGGAGAGAGUGUAA